AUGACAACGAUUGUUAUUAAAGGAAAAAGACAAUUACCAAGCUCCGAUUAUCAACAGAAUACGGCCAAUGGUUCAACUCGAACCUCACGAAAAUUAAUGGAUCAACCGGCCAUUUGGAGAAAAAAAGGCAAUAAAAAACACACAAAAGAUCAUGGACGAGUGACUG
This is a messenger RNA of Ambispora leptoticha, 166 nucleotides long. The record is from the annotation of a GenBank genome assembly. Lineage: Eukaryota; Fungi; Glomeromycota; Glomeromycetes; Archaeosporales; Ambisporaceae.